UGGACCUGUCACGUCACUCGAGGUAACAAGCAUUCGCAUUUAUUCCAAUCACGCCCGAUCUAGCUUGCACAACAGUAAAAAGCAAACAAACAUGGCGGACGGCACUCGGUCUCCUCCUCAUCCAUUCACUCCGAGCCUCUACGCCCUCCAUGGCCGAUCUGAGAGUCAUCCUCAUCUCCCCAGAACUCCUCCUCCAGCCAUGAGUACCAGCAUCGAGACUAUCGAGCCUGAAUAUCAGCAACCAGUGCCGCAUAUACCUUAUUCAAUGGAAGGAUCGGACGAGGAAGGCCAACGCCCACCUCGCUACACCCGCGAGAACGACCCUUACCAGCUCUCAAGCAAGCUCAAAUCCAAAGCAGAAAUCGACCAGAUCCAAGCAAAUAUCAGCAGACGACGGAAAUGCAUUUCAAGCGAGCAAAAGGGACGAACCAACGCUGACAGGAGGAGGAUACAAUCGUUUUACCGCUCCCAGAAUGAGAAAAUUGAGCGUCUACUGAAACCAGUUGACGAACAUAUCAGACAUGCAAAGGAGUUGAACGAACAGAACCAACUCAAGUACAAGAUUGCGGUCUACGGCAGCUUUGCCGCCAAUGUUGUCCUCUCCAUUCUCCAGGUCUACGCUGCCGUAUCAUCGGGAUCUCUGUCUCUUUUCACCACGAUGGCGGACGCCAUCUUCGACCCAAUGUCAAACCUGACCCUGCUUCUCUGUCACAAGGCCGUCAAGCGAGUCGACCCACGCAAAUUCCCUGCUGGCAAGGCCCGGAUCGAAACAGCUGGAAAUAUCUUCUUCUGCUUCCUCAUGACCGCAGUCUCCUUUAUCCUUAUUGCCUUCUCAAUCAAGGAUCUCGUUGAGGGCAGUAAUUCCGAGACAAACAAGUUCUAUCUCACGGCCGUCAUAUCUGUGUGUAUCGCCUUUGCUACAAAGCUGUCCCUUUUCCUUUACUGCUGGGCAAUCCGGAACCAGUACUCUCAGGUUAGAAUUCUCUGGGAAGACCACAGGAACGACCUCUUCAUCAACGGACUCGGUAUCUUAACUUCCGUAGGUGGGAGCAAGCUUCGGUGGUGGAUUGAUCCCGCCGGUGCCUUGAUGCUGUCUGUUCUCAUUUCCGGCUUGUGGACCAAAACCGCCUAUUCCGAGUUUCAGCUUCUGAUCGGUGUCACGGCUGACACGGAGAUGCAGCAGCUUAUCACCUAUAUCUCCAUGACGCAUUCUCCUCUGAUCACAGCCAUCGACACUGUACGUGCAUACACCUCCGGUCCUCGCCUGCUUGUAGAAGUGGACAUCGUCAUGGACAGAAACGAGUCUCUGGAGGCCACACAUGAUGUUGCCGAAGAGCUUCAGACAAAGCUGGAGAGUCUCCCAGAUGUUGAGCGAGCUUAUGUCCAUGUCGACUAUGAGACCACGCAUAAACCUGAGCAUUUCUUGAAGAAAGAGCUAUAA
Messenger RNA from Microsporum canis CBS 113480, 1441 nucleotides. Its product is annotated as cation diffusion facilitator 1. The coding region runs from base 92 to 1441 and encodes 449 amino acids. Gene Ontology annotation, molecular function: monoatomic cation transmembrane transporter activity. Lineage: Eukaryota; Fungi; Ascomycota; Eurotiomycetes; Onygenales; Arthrodermataceae. Gene Ontology annotation, cellular component: membrane. The record is from RefSeq and is a predicted model, not a curated record. The transcript is spliced from 2 exons. Gene Ontology annotation, biological process: monoatomic cation transport; transmembrane transport.